Molecule: messenger RNA, 1455 nt
Organism: Lolium perenne
Lineage: Eukaryota; Viridiplantae; Streptophyta; Magnoliopsida; Poales; Poaceae
Product: aldose reductase
Molecular function (GO): oxidoreductase activity
Source: RefSeq, a predicted model, not a curated record
UGUUGUGUUGCUGGACACCUGUGGGUUCUGGCAAGUUCUUCCAGUGCAAUCCGUGCUUCGUGCACCGUUGCAUGGGACACAGAUGUUCUUUAGGUGGAGUUCUCUCGCCAUCUGUCCAUGGAUACAGAUGUACGUGGCAUCUCUUCCUAGAAGUUCCUCUCUAUAUAUUGAGGUGCGAAGCCACAUCCCCUCUGGAAUAAACAAGUUGCCCAAGAAGACAAGAAAGGAGAGACACCAGUCAGAAAAGAGGUUUAGAGUGACAAGAUCAUGGCGAGUGCAAAGGCAAUGGGGCAGGCAGAGAGAGAUCACUUUGUUCUCAAGAGCGGGCAUGCUAUGCCGGCCGUUGGAUUAGGCACUUGGAGAGCCGGCUCCGAUACUGCUCACUCUGUUCAAACAGCCAUCACUGAGGCUGGAUACAGGCAUGUCGACACAGCUGCUCAAUAUGGCAUAGAAAAGGAGGUCGGCAAAGGGCUUAAGGCUGCAAUGCAAAAUGGAAUCGGCAGGAAAGAUUUGUUCGUGACGUCAAAACUAUGGUGCACAAACUUGACUCCUGAGAGGGUGCGACCAGCAUUGGAGAACACACUCAAGGAUUUACAGUUGGAUUAUAUUGAUCUUUACCUUAUCCAUUGGCCGUUCCGACUAAAAGAUGGGGCACACCAGCCUCCGGAAGCUGGGGAAGUGUUAGAAUUCGACAUGGAGGGAGUAUGGAAGGAAAUGGAAAACCUUGUGAAAGAUGGACUAGUUAAGAACAUUGGCGUCUGCAAUUACACAGUGACCAAGCUGGACCGGCUGCUACGAUGUGCAAAAAUUGCACCGGCAGUAUGCCAGAUGGAAAUGCACCCUGGUUGGAAGAACGAUAAGAUUUUUGAGGCAUGCAAGAAGCGUGGAAUCCAUGUUACUGCUUACUCUCCAUUGGGUUCUUCAGAGAAGAACCUUGCUCAUGACCCUGUUGUUGAAAAGGUAGCCAACAAACUAAACAAGACCCCAGGGCAGGUGCUCAUCAAGUGGGCUCUGCAGAGGGGAACGAGUGUUAUCCCGAAAUCAAGUAAAGAUGAGAGGAUCAAGGAGAAUAUCCAGGUGUUUGGAUGGGAGAUCCCCGAAGAAGACUUCCAGGUCUUGUGCGGCAUCAAAGAUGAGAAGCGUGUGCUGACCGGAGAGGAGCUGUUCGUGAACAAGACCCACGGGCCGUACAAGAGCGCAUCGGAGGUGUGGGAUCACGAGAACUGAGCUCGCGUGCUGCAGCCUGUGAUGUUGAAGAGGUGGGCAUGACUUGAAUAAUGCAUGGGUGCUGAAGAAGUGAGGACUGAUGGAGCCAUGGAGGGAUCAGCGUGCUCCCUACAUGCUCUGUAAACAUGGUCGUGUACGAUAAAUAAAAACGGCGCUAGGGUCUCCCCCUGGCUCUUCUCCUACAUGCUUCGUGUUGUUAGUGGUUUGGUAAUAUUGCCUUGCGCCGGC